UCUCAGGUGACGCUGUGUGCUGUUGACGCGUCCAGGUGAGUUCCUGCUGGCGGACAUGGGGCUGGUCUACUCUGAGCCGGCCUGUCAGUCGGCGUAUGACGGAGACGUCCAGCAGCUCUACCUCCUCCUCAGAGACGACGUCCAGCAGCUGGACGUCCAGGAGAAACACAACGGGGACACGCCGCUCAUCGCCGCCUGUCGCCGUGGAAACGUGAAUGUGGUCAAGUACCUGCUGCAGAACGGGGCAGACGUCCAUCGGACCAAUCAGAAACAGAGGACAUGUCUCCAUUAUGUGUCAAAGCGAGGACUCUCUGUGCUCGACUACCUGAUGAUCGCCAUCCUCAUGCCCAUCAUGCUGCUGGGAUACUUCAUCAUGUUACAGAAGCAGAGGAAGAACAUGUCUCUGAUGACGGCCGUGCUGCACAGCGACGUCAGCAUCGACGCCGUCGACUACAAGGGAAACACAGCUCUUCAUUACGUCUGUCAGAGGAAAAGUCAUCGUCUGGUUCCUCUGCUGCUGGAGAAAAACGCCAAAACCAACAUCCAGAAUAAGGACGGAGAGACGCCGCUGGACAUCGCCACCAGACUCAAGUUCAACAAGAUCGUCAACAUGCUUCAGAAGAAGCGCUGAGACAUUUAAGUCUCUUUUUGUGGUAAAAAUGUAAUUUAAAGAUUUCAUCCUGUUUCCAAAACAAAUCAACCAAAAUAUAUUUUAUAUACAGUACAGGCCAAAAGUUUGGACACACCUUCUCAUU
Centropristis striata (black sea bass) is the source of this 755-nucleotide messenger RNA. It is a transcript of the gene ankrd22, whose product is annotated as ankyrin repeat domain 22. Lineage: Eukaryota; Metazoa; Chordata; Actinopteri; Perciformes; Serranidae. Gene Ontology annotation, molecular function: protein binding. The transcript is spliced from 6 exons. The record is from RefSeq and is a predicted model, not a curated record. Bases 56 to 631 code for a protein of 191 amino acids.